AUGUCUGUAACGAAUACUGCCAUUGAUCUGAUACGAAGUGCAAAACGGACUACCUUGGACCAAUUUCCGCCCUAUGACGAGGAUAAGGUGCGUACGUGCUUUGAGGAGAUGGCAAAAUUGUACGAAGAGAAUCGACAUGAUGUCACUUGCAUACGGCCACCUCAGGACUCUAACUCAAGCACCACAUCACUGAGUGGAUCCGAAAAUCUUGUCCAAACUGUUCUCAUUCGACAUGCUAUCCUUGAACGCGUCAAACGAUGCCUCCUUGCAUAUCAUCAUGCUCGGCUGAUGCAGAUCAAAAAUAUUCGUUGGCUUAAUGAGAUUCAAAAGAACCUGUCAGUAGACGAAGUACGGUGGUUUAGCACUUACUGCAGUGCCUUGGCAAAUUUUAUGACGGCAGACAUUUCAGCUGUGGGUGGAGCUGGUGGACUCGAUCUCACGCAAUCCUUGAGACCACCCAAGUCCCUUCUGCUUGAAGUGCGAUGUCUCAAGAACUAUGGAGACUUUGAGACUGAAGAUGGUAUUGUUCUCAACCUCAAAAAAGGUAGUCAACAUUUGAUGCAUCGGUCUGAUUGUGAAAAUCUCAUUCAACAGGGCAUUCUUGAACAUAUUGUUGAUACUUAA
Molecule: messenger RNA, 624 nt
Organism: Rodentolepis nana
Lineage: Eukaryota; Metazoa; Platyhelminthes; Cestoda; Cyclophyllidea; Hymenolepididae
Source: the annotation of a GenBank genome assembly